Messenger RNA from Sycon ciliatum, 4557 nucleotides. RefSeq lists its product as uncharacterized. The record is from RefSeq and is a predicted model, not a curated record. The coding region runs from base 890 to 3694 and encodes 934 amino acids. The transcript has 7 exons. NCBI's taxonomy places the organism in Eukaryota, Metazoa, Porifera, Calcarea, Leucosolenida, Sycettidae.
GAGUGCUGUCCGGCGUAGAUCAGGUAGACCAGGCCAGGGGCAGGAUAGAUCUAUCUGACACUAAGUGUCUGUCGUGUCGGUGCAUGCGAAACCCUGACUGGCGCGUUCAGGAUAGUUGCUUGAACGGGAUCGAAUUCAUCAUUCCAGAGUUCUACCUGCGUGAUCAGAAAAACUGUUGUUCCUUUCAGUCUAGUUGUGGGAGUGUUUGAGCGAGCAGAAGAGAUACCCCGCUCGUUGUACAGUCAGUACUUGCCCGAGCCGCAAAGCUAUCCACAAAACCAGCUUGGUCCCCCUGCCCAUUCGUCAUCGCUUGCCUAGCUCGAGGAACAACGGUUGAGUGCAUGAACGCUCAUUCAGGUGGCUGUAGUUUUUCGUCCUUACCACCAAGCUAACAUAAUCAUUGGCGGUUCAAGGUGUAGUGCCAGUGGUGCCUAAGCACGUACAUAGUAUUGUUCCGUUGUCAUUGUGUAUGUAAGUCCUUGUGUUUGGAGAUACCGGAGGCCCAUCAUCGGUGGUGAUUUGAAGAUAAGCAAGCAGUUGGCGCUGUGAAGGUCGACGGGCGGAGCCUGUUCGGUACCUCCACGGUUGGUUGGUGGUGGUGUCGUCUCGAGUGGAGUUCGGAGCUCUUGUUUUACAUGCUCCGAUGGUUAGAACUUAGGGUCUGCGCGUCGGGCCACUGCGCUCAGUUCAAGUAUUACUUUGGUUGCCAACCCGGCGCGGUACAGAAGUUGCGUGGUUGAACUCAAGAAAGCUGAGGAAACGAAAGAACGGCUCAACCCACCCAACAGUGAUCAGAUAAUCGGAGCGGCGUUGCGUGUAAGGCAGCGGCGACCGUUCGAAGGAGGUGGCAUCGGAGCACCGGCUCAGCUCACAUUCGACAGCUAGGACGAUGUGUGGUGGAAGACACGAGGCGGCUGCGGCGGCGGUGGCUCAGGGCACUGAGCGCCACGUAUCUCGUUCCAGUUCGACAAGCAUGGAGCGGAGACGUGAUGAUGUGUGCUUACCGGAGCGCGAGGGAGCGACGAUCGACGUCUUGCGGAACCAUCACCACGGACCCCAGCGGAACGCAAUGAGCUUGGCGAAGCGGAAAGAGCCAUUCAGGAGCACCUCUACAAGUACAAGGUGGCCGCCACACUUGAAGCAGCGAAUAAGCAUAACCCUGAUAACAUUACUGGUACUGUGCAUGGUGAGUCUGCCAUGCCAGGCCUUACCAAGCUUGUCGAACCUGCACAGAAGCAUCGAGUGGACCGGCUCUGAGAACAGGCAGCCUGUGUUUGUAGCCAAACUCGCGCAGCUAGCUGCAGGACAUUCAAACGUCUCCUCCCUGCGUGUCACGCACAACUUCACAUCGGAGCGGUGGAUGACGUGUCCGUUCACAAACUGGACGUGCAGUUCCCAGGUAGCGCCCUCCGCCAAGCUAUCCCUCUGCACCGGCAGCCAUGCCACCACGGAUAUCAUCGCCACAGCAACGGGCACUAGCCUCGCCGACAGCACCGCCGACGACGACGCGUACAAUCUCACGGUUCUCGACACGGCCGGAAAUGGACACGGCGUGGCGGUCUCGACGUCGGCGAGUAACGUCACGUACAGCUCUGAUGGUAAGCAGACGGUACUGGCAUGGGUACUGUUUAACAGCACGACUGACGCUGCAACGUUGCUCACCAAAACCGUCCCACUGUUCGGGAGCUUUUCAAGCGCGCUCUACAGCGUGGAGGUUCGGCGUAAUCGCACCCAGCUGCACGUCACCCUGUCUACGGGCAGCUGGGUGUUCGCGGCCCCGGCGUCACACAUCCUACGCAGCACUCACACCUGGAUUCACGUGGCUGUCGUGUUUGACCCGACUAGCAGCGGUAGUACUGGCGGUGUGCGUGCCUUUGUCAACUCUGCCGAGCUAGUGCGUGUAAGCGGGAUGAGCGCUCCACAGGCAGACAAGAACGGCACCAUGACCCUGGGUGGUGGCGUGGCAGCUGUGUCGUUCGCAAGCGUGCACAUCGUUCCCACCGCUCUGUCACCCAGCGAGGUGGCCUGCGUCUACGGAUGCCUGGAACGCUUUGCCACCAGUGCAAGUCUGUCCAAUGGGCUGCAGAUGGAGAGUAUUGAAGGUGGCCAGCAGUUACUGAUCAGUGGUGUAGCUCCAGAGUCUGCCUAUCAAUCAGCUCUACAGUCUGUGUAUCUGGUUAGCUACGAGUCCUCACCUGACCCACUUCCCAGGCUGGUCAUGUUACAGCUGGCGGAUGUGUGCAGCACAGCUCAGUACCAUGUGCGCGUGUAUCAGCGCUGCGUCAACACCAGCGUCACGUGCCCCGUGGCAACGAGCCGUUGCCUUGAGAGCGACGGUGGUGACGACGCACGACAGCUGUGCUUGACCAGCGCUGAGCUGAGCACACAAACUGCAUUGCCCAGCAUGACCAACGACUCCUGUCCUGUCGGCCAAGCGACGACGACCUCAUCAACGACAUCACACACAGCCACUGCUGCUGCUCCAGCGUCGCCUGUCACAGCGUCUGCUUCUCCGCCGGUGAUAUCAUCAGAUCCAAGUCACAUGAUCACCGGCACUGGUUCCCAUGGCAGCAAUGGCAGCAGCAAUGGCGGAAGCCCAGCAACAGACACAAGUCAAGUGAUGAGCACUGAGCCGACCAGUCCCACUCUAGAUAGUGGCACUAAGACCUCUGAUGACGACGGUAUAAUCGCGGGCGUCUCCGACGGCUUUGCCAUCGGCAUCAUAGUCAUCUCCAUAGCGAUUAUGCUGCUGCUUACCAUCCUGGUGACGUUCAUGGUGCGUCACUACCGUGCACAGAAGAUGAUGGUGGUGGGCGGAGGUGAUGGUAGCAUGGGUAUAGACAACAAUGAGAUGUCACCGGGCAAGAAAACCAACACUGGCAGGAGACGCUACGUGUACCGCAGCUACGCCGAGACGCAGACUGUGCAGCUGCAGUCCACCACAACGCGUAUGAACAGCAUGCAUCGCGGUGGUGGCGGAGGCUCGCAGAGAGACAGCGGUCGUCAGCGUAAGGAGCGAUUCUCUGUUUACGACGACUUUGGCAUGUCGGCCCACGAGCUGGAGAGCGAUCCCAGACCUGAGGUUCGCGAUCUCUCCUCGGCGUUCUUCAAAACCCCGGUGUCGGCCAAUGUCUUCUUCAAGCCAAGUAUUGUUCCGCUCAAGAAGAAUGCGUUCACUAUGGGUGGUCUACCUGGUGAAGCGGACGACAGCACGGCACGUUUCUCUUUCCCCCGGCACAGCUUCCCCUCUGCUGGAGACGGAGAGGACGAACUCAUCCACGGCUUGCCGGAAGAACCAGUAGGCGAAGACACGAUCGUACACACACGCAAUACCUCAGAUCCGUAUGUCGCGCCCAUGAACCACCGGCGUCCAUCCAAGGGAUCCAUGGACUGGAGCUCGCAGGACGAGCUCGAGGCAUCGGAAGACGACCUGAUAGAACCGAGCGGGAAUCUCAGUACUUUGCCAGGUCGGUUGAGAUCCAGUCGUGAUGAACUCAACGUCGGUCUUGACAACAUGCUGGAUGAUAAGGUAUUGCAACUGGCACGCACCGGUACUAAGCGGCAGAAGGAGCGACGCGGUAGUUUCACCGGUCGACGACGUCACGGAGCGUCCACACGACACCACAACCACCGCAGCGGUCAGGAUGUAAGCGAGACGGUCGUCAUCGGCAAUCAUCUUACGUCGAUAAUUUGAGUGUGCGUGCUUGUGUCAGUGUGUGUGUGUUAGUGUCCGUGUGUGUGUAUGUGUACAGUGCACGUGCGUGUGUGUUGACGGAGAACACCCUUCUCAACGGUAGUAUGCGUGAAAGUGUGUAUUUUAGACUUGACCAGCAGUAUUCACUGGUUUGAGGGAAAGAUUACUAGUAGAGCAUGCUCUAGGUUGUCUAUUGGCAUUGUGAGGGUCAGAAGGACUGCUGGCGUCAGAACACGGAGCAACACACGGUGCCUAUGUUGAAGGGUAGGCACACUGGAUGAACCGCCUUGACUCUGCCACAGCCUGUGCGCAAACUGGUUCAGUCGGAAUGGCAUGUGCUGCUCGCGGUCUACUAGCAUCGGUGCAGCUAGUUGAGCUGUUCCACUGACUUCAGUGGAUGUUCCCUGCGUCCGAGAUGAGAUACGUUCCGGGAUGGAUUACUUUCCGAAACGGAACACUUUUCAAGACGGGAUACUUUUCAAGACGGGAUACUUUGCUGCCAACAGUGCUGCCUGGUCACAUGGUGUACAGGCAGCGAGUGCUCAGACUUCUGUAAAACACCGCGACCCCAUAGCAUUGAAAAUAGAGGCUUUAGUUAAUUAGCUCCUCCCGAGAUUGUGACUACUGUUCUCGGACACUUGAAGUAUACUAGUGGUUAGAUGCUAGCCCUAGCCUUAGAGAUACGAAUGCAUGUACAAUGAGCCAUGUAUGCAUUUACAUUGUAGUUGAUACUAGCCAGCUAGUGUGUUUUCUGCACAGCUGGUGCACAAUGGUGAUUAUUUUUAUCUAUUAUUUUCGGUAACAUAUUUUUUAUGUUUCCGAGAGCUUCUAUUUGCCCGAUAAGUUAUACCAGUCCUACAUGA